Molecule: messenger RNA, 851 nt
Organism: Mandrillus leucophaeus (drill)
Lineage: Eukaryota; Metazoa; Chordata; Mammalia; Primates; Cercopithecidae
Product: ras-related protein Rac1-like
Exons: 2
Coding region: 54-851 (265 amino acids)
Biological process (GO): establishment or maintenance of cell polarity; small GTPase-mediated signal transduction; regulation of actin cytoskeleton organization
Cellular component (GO): cytoplasmic vesicle; cell cortex; plasma membrane
Molecular function (GO): protein kinase binding; GTP binding; GTPase activity
Source: RefSeq, a predicted model, not a curated record
GCUUCUGGUCUCAGAGCCCUGCCGCUGCCCCCGCGGCUGAGCGAGUGGCUCAGAUGCAGGCCAUCAGGGGUGUGGUGGUGGGAGACGGAGCUGCAGGUGAAACUUGCCUACUGAUCAGUUACACAACCAAUGCAUUUCCUGGAGAAUAUAUCCCUACUGUCUUUGACAAUUAUUCUGCCAAUGUUAUGGUAGAUAGAAAACCAGUGAAUCUGGGCUUAUGGGAUACAGCUGCUCAAGAAGAUUAUGACAGAUCAUGCCCCGUAUCCUAUCCUCAAACAGAUGUGUUCUUAAUUUGCUUUUCCCUUGUGAGUCCUGCAUCAUUUGAAAAUGUCCGUGCAAAGUGGUAUCCUGAGGUGCGGCACCACCGUCCCAACACUCCCAUCAUCCUAGUGGGAACUGAACUUGAACUUAGGGAUGAUAAAGACACGAUCGAGAAACUGAAGAAGAAGCUGACUCCCAUCACCUAUCUGCAGGGUCUAGCUAUAGCUAAGGAGACUGGUGCUGUAAAAUACCUGGAGUGCUCGGCCUUAUGGGAUACAGCUGCUCAAGAAGAUUAUGACAGAUCAUGCCCCCUAUCCUAUCCUCAAACAGAUGUGUUCUUAAUUUGCUUUUCCCUUGUGAGUCCUGCAUCAUUUGAAAAUGUCCGUGCAAAGUGGUAUCCUGAGGUGCGGCACCACCGUCCCAACACUCCCAUCAUCCUAGUGGGAACUGAACUUGAACUUAGGGAUGAUAAAGACACGAUCGAGAAACUGAAGAAGAAGCUGACUCCCAUCACCUAUCUGCAGGGUCUAGCUAUAGCUAAGGAGACUGGUGCUGUAAAAUACCUGGAGUGCUCGGCUUUCACACAGUGA